Molecule: messenger RNA, 1386 nt
Organism: Rhizopus microsporus ATCC 52813
Lineage: Eukaryota; Fungi; Mucoromycota; Mucoromycetes; Mucorales; Rhizopodaceae
Product: NADPH:quinone reductase
Exons: 9
Coding region: 35-1039 (334 amino acids)
Molecular function (GO): oxidoreductase activity
Source: RefSeq, a predicted model, not a curated record
UUUUUUUCCCUUUUAUUAACUCGAAUAUAAAAUAAUGCGUGCCGUUUUAGUUAAACAAUCAGGUGAUGCUUCCCAGCUCUACUUGGGCGAACACGAAACGCCUGUUCCAAAGGGCACUCAAAUCUUAGUCAAGGUCAAAUGCUUUGCCUUGAACAGAAUGGAUAUUAACCAAAGACAAGGAACUUAUCCUCCUCCUCCAGGUGCUAGUCAUAUUCUCGGUGUCGAAGUCUCUGGUACUGUUGAAGCUAUUGGUGAAAAAGUAUCUCAAUUUAAAUUGGGUGAUGAAGUGUUUGGACUCAUGCCCGGAGGUGGUUAUGCUCAAUAUGCUGUCAUUGAAGAAUCAUUAGCCAUGCAUAAGCCUGAGAAGCUUUCCUUUGAAGAAGCUGCUGCCAUCCCAGAAACCUGGUUCACUGCUUAUCAAGCUCUCUUUUUUGUUGGUGAAUUGGAAAAAGGUGAAGAUGUGCUCAUUCAUGCAGGUGCAUCCGGUGUUGGCAUAGCUGCAAUUCAGUUGGCCAAGGACAGAGGCGCACGUAACGUUUACGUAACCGUUGGUUCGGAUGAAAAGGCCAAGUUCUGUGAAAGUAUCGGCGCAACCAAAGCCAUCAAUUACAAGACUCAAAAAUGGGGAGAAGUGAUCAACGAGUUGACUGAUAAAAAAGGUGUCCAGCUCAUCAUUGAUGUCAUCGGUAAAGACUACUGGGAGCAGAACGUAAGCAGCUUGGCUUUAGAUGGCCGUAUGGUCAUAUUGGCUUUUAUGAGUGGCAAAGUUGCUGAUCAGGUCGACCUUUCGACCAUUUUGAGAAAGAGAUUAACGAUCCGUGGUUCUAAUCUUCGUGCCCGUACUGUAGAAUAUCAAACAAAAUUACGAAAUGAAAUCUACAAUAAUGCAGUGUUGAGCCAUUUCGCUAAAGGAGAUGGGAAAUUAAAACUAUUUGUGGAUAAAGUAUUCCAAUGGGAAGAUAUCAUUGAAGCCCAUAAAUAUCUCGAAAGCAAUCAAUCAAUGGGUAAAAUCGUUGUUAGGGUAACUGAUAACCAAUAAAGCAAUCUCUCUUUUGCCGAAUGAAACAUAAACUGUCAGUCUACGUAUAUGCUUUUUUUUUUUUCCAAUCUCUUUUUUAUUAUUAAUUUGUCUGUCUAAACAGUUGUUCAAAUUUAUUUUUCGGGAAUUUCGAUUUCACCGGCGUCAAUAGCAUCUUGGAUAUCCUUGGGGCUUUGUCCAUCAACGGUACAACCGACAGAGAAAGCAGUACCGAGAAUUUCCUUAACGGUACCCUUGAGUUCACGAGCCAAAGACUUGAAACGCAUAGUACGUGCGAUUUCAAUAACAUCGUCCAAGGAAAUGUUACCAGAGUGCUUGAUGUUCUUUUCCUUCUUACGGUCACGAAC